UUUGGGGAGAGCACCGAUUUUUUAUCAAAGUACGCGAGAUGAGAAAUAUUCCUUCACUGAUCUUCUUACUGGCGGUCUUGGCUUCGUCCAUGAGCUUUCCGAUGAACAACGCCGAUUUCAACGCUGCUGCUUACAAAGAAGGCAGCGGUAAUCCGAGGGCUUAUCCGCAAUAUUAUUAUUAUCCUGACCCUGCUCCUGUUCAACGGCGACAGGACGAGAUCCUGGAUACGGCCCAUAGGGUGGUGUACACCCCCAUAUUUAGAUAUAAGAAGAAACAGUCGAAACAGCCGAUUAAGAGAGAUCCGUACCGUUAUAGAAAAGUUAAUAGGAUAAUGCCGGCGUACCUUAUUUAG
Messenger RNA from Anoplophora glabripennis (Asian longhorned beetle), 353 nucleotides. RefSeq lists its product as uncharacterized. The record is from RefSeq and is a predicted model, not a curated record. Bases 39 to 353 code for a protein of 104 amino acids. The transcript is spliced from 2 exons. NCBI's taxonomy places the organism in Eukaryota, Metazoa, Arthropoda, Insecta, Coleoptera, Cerambycidae.